UAAUGAAAUUAUCACCGCUACAUCAGUGAUAAGAAUACGUGUUUAGAACUUUCUGAUGAAAAGAAGCUGAAAAGUUUAUUCAUUACUUCUCGAUUAAGUUAUCGGAGUAUAAUAUUGUACUUGGAACACGUAUCACAAUAGAAUUCAAAGGUGACUGAUAACUUGGACUUCGCAUCAUCAUUAUAAUUUCAAUAUUUUCAGAGGAUUUCGUGACAUCGAUAUGAUUACGAGUCAAAUAUUUUCACUUUAACCAACUUUCCGUAGAGUGCCGAUGAAGAGACAGAAUGUGUCAACUUCUACUGUUACUCAAACAUUAGAUGUAUAAAGUUUUCAAGUUCUUGCUGCAUUACAUUAUUGGUGAAACAUUCAUUUGAAGGAUGUCAUCUGAACUACCAGCACCCCCGACAUCAUCUUGGAUCAACGAAAGACCCAUAUCAUGGGUACAUCGCGUAUGUUUCUAUUUUUUGAGAUGGGGAUCUAUACCGAAACACGUAGCUAUCGUUAUGGAUGGUAAUCGACGAUAUGCUAAGAAGAAAUAUGUUGAAAAAGUAGAAGGACAUCAGAGAGGAUUUGCCAAGUUAUCUGAAACUUUGAAUUGGUGUUUGAAACUGGAAGUGUUCGAAGUAACUGUGUACGCUUUUAGUAUAGAAAAUUUCAAAAGAAAUAAAGAAGAAGUUGAUACUUUAAUGGAUUUAGCUAAAACUAAAUUUAAAGGAUUAAUAGACGAAUGGAGGAAAUUGAGAGAACAUGGAGUAUGUAUUCGUAUCAUCGGUAAUAUGACUCUUUUACCCAAAGAUCUGUGUACGCUGAUGUUAAUCGCUAUGUUGCUCACCAAAGAUAAUAAAAAAGGGUAUUUAAACAUUGCUUUUUCUUACACAGGAAAAGACGAAUUAGCCAAUACGUCAACUAGUAUUUUGCAAGGUCUCCGAAAAGGUGAUAUCAAAGAUAUUGACGUUACAGAAAAAUUUCUUGAUCAAUGUUUGUAUACUUAUCAAUCUCCUCAUCCAGAAAUUCUAAUCAGAACUUCAGGAGAGAUCAGACUUAGUGAUUUCUUAACCUGGCAGGGUUCGAAUAGCUAUGUCCAUUUUGAUAACGUUCUCUGGCCAGAAUUUUCAGCUUGGAAUUUCAUCUCGGCUAUCUUCUGUUAUCAACAUUUCGCCAACAAAGCAAUAAAAAAUUUACAAAACGAGCCGAAGUAUCAAAGCAGCCCUGAAAGUAAGAAAUUCGUCGAUUCCGUGCAAAAAGAACGAAUGAAAAUCCUCGCUGAGUUAUGUAACGAUAACGAGCACAUAGACGCGGAAAAAUUUCUUUCUUUUACUCCCGAAGAAUUGUACGAUUAUUACAAAUUAUAUAUUCACGUGGAGUGAAUUUUUUUCAUCUUAUUUAUCACACUGUGGAUUUCUUUUUAAAAAAAACGUCAAUUUGGAGACUGAAGUACGUUAUAUUAUAUUAACGCCGGCCGUUUCUUAUCAAGCAUGUAGCUGUUUAGCAAUAAAGCGCAUUAAAAAUGAAUGUCUGAAUUACCAGUUUUAUUUUGUUUUUUUAAUACUUUAUUUUACAUUGUACUGUACAUAUUUUGUCGGCGAAUGUACAUUAUUUUUAAAAAUUGCAUUUGUAUUUAUAUUUUGUACUGCAUGCAAUUAAUUAUUUUUGUCUAAACGAAUGUUUUAAUUCGUGGUUCCGAGAAUGUUUUCCCUUGUAAAUUCAAAGUUUACUACCUAUUUAUUUAAUUUUUUUUAGAAAUUUUUUCGCGUAGUAAUUUAUUAAAUUGAAAAAAUUGAAUAUCAUGCAAUUAAAUUGUUUACGUUGA
Messenger RNA from Planococcus citri (citrus mealybug), 1810 nucleotides. Its product is annotated as dehydrodolichyl diphosphate synthase complex subunit DHDDS-like. The record is from RefSeq and is a predicted model, not a curated record. Gene Ontology annotation, cellular component: endoplasmic reticulum; dehydrodolichyl diphosphate synthase complex. Gene Ontology annotation, biological process: polyprenol biosynthetic process. NCBI's taxonomy places the organism in Eukaryota, Metazoa, Arthropoda, Insecta, Hemiptera, Pseudococcidae. The transcript is spliced from 6 exons. Bases 378 to 1367 code for a protein of 329 amino acids. Gene Ontology annotation, molecular function: ditrans,polycis-polyprenyl diphosphate synthase [(2E,6E)-farnesyl diphosphate specific] activity.